This is a messenger RNA of Nothobranchius furzeri (turquoise killifish), 4089 nucleotides long. RefSeq names its product PTEN induced kinase 1 (gene pink1). Gene Ontology annotation, cellular component: mitochondrion. Lineage: Eukaryota; Metazoa; Chordata; Actinopteri; Cyprinodontiformes; Nothobranchiidae. Gene Ontology annotation, biological process: protein phosphorylation; regulation of apoptotic process; positive regulation of mitochondrial fission. Gene Ontology annotation, molecular function: protein serine/threonine kinase activity; ATP binding. The record is from RefSeq and is a predicted model, not a curated record.
GGUCACACCUAGUCUGGUAGUUGGACAUGUGGUAGAAAUGGCUCUUUGGGUUGUAAUCACACAUGUCGUGUGACGCUCUUGACGCUUGAUGUCGCCAGAGGAUCUUAGAAUCUUCUGCGCAUGCUCCACAGCUGUUGUUUACUAACAAGAUAAGCUAGCGGAAGUGAGCUUUCCAAGCCUCUUGAGGCACAUUUUUGUGUUCACAAUGUCUGUGAAGCACGCCAUUAGCCGGGGGCUGGAGUUGGGACGCUCCUUCCUUCAGCUGGGUCUUCUUAAAUCCCGUGGCCGAGUCGCAGCGAAGCUCCUAGCUGAGCGUUUCCGUGCAGGCCCGUCGGUCCGCACCGUUCAGCCUCAGGCUUUCCUGCCGUCCCGGUACCGGUAUUACCGCACCUCCCUGAAGGGGCUGGCAGCCCAGCUUCAGUACGCCGGCUUCAGGAGGAGGUUAACCGGCGGCUCGCCUCGUAACAGGGCCCUGUUUUUGGCUUUCGGUCUCGGCGUGGGUCUCGUCGAGCAACAGCUUGAAGAUGACAGACGGAGUGCGACAGCCUGUCAGGAGAUCCAGGCAGUGUUCAGAAAGAAAACGUUCCAGAGCCCUCUCAUACCGUUCAGCUCUGGAUACAAGCUGGAAGACUACAUCAUUGGAAACCAGAUUGGUAAAGGUUCAAAUGCAGCUGUGUACGAAGCGGCACCUCAGUUUUUUAACUCAAAGGAAAGCAAUGGAGAGCACUCGCUGGAACAGGUCAGAGAAGACAAAGAGGAUGUCCAGAUGGUGAGAUCUCCAACGUGCUGCUCUCUGAUGAACUUCCCCCUGGCUAUCAAGAUGUUGUGGAACUUUGGGGCAGGGUCUUCGAGUGAGGCGAUAUUAAAAUCUAUGUCACAGGAGCUGGUUCCUUCUGGUCCUCUUGCAUUUAAGCCAGAAGAGGAAGAGAUCACCCUGGAUGGAUAUUUUGGAGUCGUCCCUAAAAGGGUCUCUGCUCACCCUAAUGUGAUCAGAGUUCACCGGGCGUUCACUGCAGAUGUGCCGUUGCUUCCAGGAGCUCAGGAAGAGUAUCCAGAUGUGCUUCCAGCCAGACUCAACCCCGCAGGCCUGGGCAACAACCGCACUCUUUUUGUGGUCAUGAAGAAUUAUCCCUGCACACUGCGACAGUACCUGCAGGUGACCAAGCCCAGCUGCAGGCAGAGAUCCCUGAUGGUACUGCAGCUCCUGGAGGGGGUGGAUCAUCUGUGCCAGCAGGGCGUCGCCCAUCGGGAUCUCAAGUCAGACAACGUGCUGCUGGAGUUUGACUCGGGUGGUUGUCCUCGUUUAGUGAUUACUGACUUUGGCUGCUGUUUGGCUCAGAGUGGCUCCAGCCUACAGCUUCCCUUCAGCAGCCUGUGUGUCAGCAGAGGAGGAAACAUCUCGCUCAUGGCUCCUGAGGUGGUCACCGCAGUCCCAGGAAGCGGUGUGGUGAUUGACUACAGCAAGGCGGACGCCUGGGCCGUUGGGGCGAUCUCCUAUGAGAUACUUGGAGAGCAGAACCCGUUCUAUCAGGCUGGGGGACUGCGUAGCACCGACUACCAGGAGAAACAGCUUCCUCUGUUUCCUUCCAGAAGUCCAGCUGAUGUGCAGUUGGUGAUACAAUUACUUCUCAGGAGAAACCCAGAGCGGCGGCCCAGUGCACGUGUAGCGGCUAACAUGCUACAUCUCAGCCUCUGGGGUCGGAAGGUUUUGGCCAGUCAGGACAGUGCUGGCACGAAGAAACUCGUUGACUGGUUGCUGUGCCAGUCUGCGGUGGUUCUCCUGAAGGGCUGUGCUGGACCCAGUGGGAAUGGGGUGGAGGCGGAGCUUCAGAGAAGCUUUCUGUCCAAUCUGGACCUGGUGGAGCUGCGCACCGCAAUGGGCUUCCUCCUCUAUGGUUGGGAGCAGCGCCGCGGCUGCUCUCUGUCAGCGUAGAUCCGGUCCAAACCGUAACUCGGACCCUCAAAAAGAAACGCUGGUAGUUAAACUAUGGGUGGAUACCUGCUGUGUUUUUGUUGUGCUUGAUUUAACAUUUAGCUGCUGUAUGAAUGAGCAGUAGCUUAACGCUCAUGCGAAAGGCCGGAUUUCAGCGUCAGCUAGCUCGAAAACCUUUUAUAGCACACAGAAAUUUUACACGUUUACUGAAAAUGACAGCUCCAGGUCUUCCUGGAUUUUUUUGUAUGGGAUCAAAUUUAUUAUUGAAAGUCAGAGAACGGGGUUCUGGAUUUGUUCAGCCUGGUUUCACGUGAGUGAGUGAGUGAGGGAGUGAGUGAGUGAGUGAGUGAGUGAGUGAGUGAGUGAGUGAGGGAGGGAGGGAGGGAGCGAGCGAGCGAGCGGACUGCUCCCUCUCCAUCAUAGUUUGUAUCCUCACAAUGACUGUUUUCCAGCCAGAUGGAGCAACAUCUCACGCUAACUGGAACACAACAUCAUGCAGAAGGUGUGGGUGUAUGCGUGAGUGAUGACCCAUGUGAGAAAGUCUGUGAAGGUCUAACAGAAGACGUCACCAAGGAGGAACUUUAUACAAAGGACAGCUGGGAGGGAAUGAUUUUAGAGAUCCAGAGUUCUACUGGGUCUAAAUGUGCGAGAGCCGUCUGCAGGGACACCCAAGUCCAACUGGCCACUUGUUCAAGGGAAAUCUGGUCAGAGGAAGUCUGGAACAAACCUUUAGAGGCUAAAUUUAAUCCCACACAAAGAUGAGUAACAUCUGUAUUCAAAAGUACAAAAAACAUAAAUUUAUAUCAAAGGCUUUUGGAAGUAACUGAUGUUCCAAAACGGGUCAAUUCUUCCCUUUUGCUUUAGUUUUUGAAUAAAAAUUUCAGUACCUAAUCUUUAAAAAUCUAAUUUAUCACUGAGAUGUUUGUUAAUUUAAAAAAAAAAACUAAAAAUUCUGUAAUGAGAGUAGAAAUGGCUGCUGGUGGUUAAGAGUAGAUCCUGUCUCCUGAAAGCUCUCAUGCACAUUUGUAGACACAGGUCUGUCACAGUGUGGAAGUGACCAAUGCAGAUAUUUAAAAUUAAAACCAUGUUACACUUGUGAGGAUCUACUGGGUAGGGUGAGGUCAGCUACCUGCAGGUGCAACAUCUGAAACCCUCUCCAAAGAGCUGGUUUUAGGAGGUUUCUGCGUAACGUGUGUUCGGCAUGCUUAACAAAGAUGAAGUCAUGGUAAAACAUCCAUAGAUCAUUAGUACCAUGCACAGGGGCGGAUCUAUAAGGGUGGCAUAGGGUGGCAGUUGCCACCCUAAAAGAAAGCCUUGCUACCGCUGCUGCCACCCCAGCUGGUAGCUAUAAAUUCAAGAAAAAUCAACGUUUUUCAACUGUCUGGCUCAUAAAGACCUAUUUGCAGUCUCCUUUGACAGAGAAAAGACUAUGAAGCUAGGCUGUACUCAGCAUUGAAUCAAAACGGGCAAAAUCUUUGGACCUUGAUGAAUGUGUAAAUUGUUUUGCUGAGCAACAUGGAAACUGCCGCAUUCAGCUGUUGUAGGAAGGACAUAAUUUUAUUAUGUGUUUUAUUUUCAUGAUGGGCCUUUAAGCUUAUUAAAUGAGGACCCAAAACAAAUGAAUAUGCAAAUCCUGGGAAAAUAAAAAGGAAAACGUCUCUCUCUCUCUCUCUCUCUCUCUCUCUCUCUCUCUCUCUCUCUCUCUCUCUCUCUCUCUCUCUCUCUCUCUCUCUCUCUAUCUCUAUCUCUAUCUAUCUAUCUAUCUAUCUAUCUAUCUAUCUAUGUGUGUGUGUAUAUAUAUAUGAAUGGCCACCCUAGAAAAAUGUUUGCCCCUCUUCUGCCACCCCAUAAAUAAUUUUGUAGAUCCGCCCCUGACCAUGCAUAAUAAUGCACUCCGUUUUCCUGUUUGCAUUUUUCUAGAAUUGUAUUCAAGAAUAGUUGGUGUUUUAAAUGUGUUAUAAAUGAAAAGCAACCAUUUCACCGUCGCUAGAAAGACAGAUUCAUUUACUGCACUAUAUGGUUAUUUUCAGCUGUACGUCAGUAGUUUGGGAUGCAAAUCCAUGUUGUAAUUAUAGUUUGGUACAUUGAAGAUUGUUGGAAAUAUUUUUGGACAUGUAGAAAGGUUGAAUUUCAGAAUAAAAUCAUUUCAAACGCAA